CCUGGAUGUGAUGCUGUCGUUUCAAGAUCACUGACCAAUCAGAGGAGGAGGCGGAGCUUCCCUUCCUGGCCACUUCAUUUGCAGCCACCUGUCAAUGGACCAUGUGUGUGCAUGCGUGUGUGUGCGUUGGUGUGGACAUGGACAUGUGUGAAGGUGUUCAACUGUCACUGCUGAGAACCUGACGGAGAACGGAGCUGAGGCUGCAGCAGCUGCUGGACUUUAUCUUCUGCUGGAUUUGACUUUUUUUAACCAUGGAUUUUCAAGAGGAUCAGUUUUACAAUGAUGCAGCAGGCGUGGGACAGAUCUGAGCAACCAUGUGUGUCCGUGUCUGAGAGUGUGUGUUCAUCCAAGAGUGUCUCUGCCUGAGAGCGUGUGUGUGUCCAAGAGUGUGUGUUUUUGUGUGUGUCUGUGUGUGUGUGAGAUAGCGUGUGGGCCCCGCAGUGUGACACAACAAGCCAGAGAUGAAGAUUGUUCUGCCUGUGUGUGGGGACGAUGAGGAGCGCGACUCCCGCAGCCUCCACAGUAAGAUGGGGAGGAUGAGGAAGAUGAGGAAGCUGCUGCGGCACAGUCACAGCGUGGACGUCUACAUGAACUCAGAGCCUGGAGUUUGGCUCAGGAGCUUCCACCUGCUGGACACCGAGGCACUGUACGAGGAUCCAGUACAGGAGUGGGGGGAGGAGGAGGAGGACGGAGCAGUCUUUGGCAUCACACUGCGCAGGGAGCCGGUACUGCCAUGUUCUGAAGCCUCAGACUCUUCCUCAGACUCGACCUCCGAGUCACCCACAGCCUUUAGCUUCAUCCAGUACCACACGGUAAAGGCACGCAGGCUGAAGGCAGCCACUCUGGAGCGUCUGGUCACCCACCUGCUGGACCCAGAACACCAGGAGCCAGACUUCACGCCCAUCUUCCUCUCUACGUACAGAGCCUUCACCUCCACCAACACCCUUGUUGAGUUGCUCUUUCAGAGAGAUGACUCGGUCACAAACCUGGACAACAGUGUCUGCCCUCGUAGUAUUCUGCCUUCAUUGAUUCGGCGGUGGCUGGAGGAGUACAGUGAAGAUUUCCAUGAACCUAAACAGUACCAGGCCCUCCGGUUGUUGUGUGUACAUUUACGGCAUCGCCUCUGCUUCAGACGAUUGGCUCAGGCCGCGGAGACCCUGCUGAAGACCUUCCAGGAGCAAGAUUGCAGCUGCUCUGCGUCAACACACGGCAGUAAAUCUCCACAGGAGCAGGAGACCAAACAGGAGGAAGAAGAUGGAGGAGGAGGAGGAGGAGGAGGAGAAGAGACCUCCUCCAUGGACGAAGACAACAACAGCUUCAUGGACUUCAGUGUGAGAGAAAUAGCGGAGCAGCUGACCCGUCUGGACGCUGAUCUGUUUGUUCGGGUGGUGCCCUUCCACUGCCUGGGCUGCGUCUGGUCCCAGCGUGACAAGAAGGAAAACCAAAACCAGUCUCCCACGGUCCGCGCUACAAUCUCCCAGUUCAACGCCGUCACCAACCGUGUCAUCACCUCACUUCUCUGUCCGUCCUCACCAUCCCCUUCCACGUCUUCCCCCCUCUCAUCACCCCGCUCCUCCAUGGCCUUCACGUACCCAGCAACAAGCCCGAGCUUACCUCGCUGUCUGCAUGCAAGCCCCGCCCACAGGGCACAUAUCAUUGAGAGGUGGAUUGCCGUUGCACAGGAGUGUAGAGAGCAGAAGAACUUCUCCUCACUGAAGGCCAUCCUCUCAGCCCUGCAGUCAAACGCAGUCUAUCGCCUCAAAAAGACCUGGUCGGCGGUCUGCAGGGAGAGCAUGGCAACGUUUGACCACCUGUGUGAGACUUUUCCUGAUGAGAACUGUGUGCUCACCACCAAGGAGAUCCCAAUGGAGAACCUGAGCAGUGGUUUUGUUCCGUACCUGGGCACUUACCUGACUGCCCUCACCAUGCUGGACACUGCACUGACAGACAACAUUGAGGGAGGACUGAUCAACUUUGAGAAACGCAGGCGGGAGUUUGAGAUUCUCUCCCAGAUCCGACAGCUCCAGAUGUCCUGUUCUCACUACAGCUUCACAGAGAACCCUCACGUCACUUCCUGGCUGCAGACACACACUCUGCUCACCGACCAGGAGAGUUAUGAGCUCUCACGGGACCUGGAGCCUCCAGUUGAUCCUUGUCCCAGUCGUCUGCUCUCAAAGAAACUGGCCUCAUUGCGGUCUUCUGGUGACAGUUCCACCAGAAAAACCCACUCUGACCAGAUCAGUGUGUCGUCAGGCUCCAGCAGUUCAGACAUGGAGGAGCUCUCUGCUCCUCAGUCGUCUCCUCUCAGACUCAAACUAAAGUCUCUGUCAGGUUCUCUCCAUGAUGUAGCCGAGGACUUCUGUUCCUCCUCAUCGUCCUCCUCCUCUCCUAGUCUUUGCAGUUCCUCCUGUAGCUCCUCUCAGCCAGACCUCAGCUCCUCCUGUCUGGGGAUGAGCUCUGACUCGUCCUCCUCCUCUCCCUCCUCCUCCUCCUGCUCCUCCUCCUCCAGCUGCUCCUCUCAGGCCUCACUGCCGGUCUACAACAAACAGAUCGCUGAUUCCUGCAUCAUCAGGGUCAGCGUGGAGUCUGUCAGUAACGGAAACAUCUACAAGAGCAUUCUGGUGACCAGUCAGGACCACACGCCCCAGGUGGUUCAGAGAGCUCUGGAGAAACACAACAUGGAGGACGUUAACUACCUCGACUUCACGCUCUUUCAGAUGCUUAACAACGGAAAAGAGCUCCAGAUCCCUGACAAAGCCAAUGUAUAUUAUGCCAUGUGCACCACUGCCAACUUUGACUUUGUGCUGCGCCAGCACUGGAGGAUCCACAGGAGACAUCUGGGCUCGGCUUUCAGCACUGCUGCUUCAGCCAAGGGCCGACACGUGAAGUGACCAGCAUCUGUUGGACAAUGGAGCUGCUCCCCUGCAUCCACAACGGCCACACGAGGGCGCCAUCUGUGCUGGUUUUCAUGCACACCCCAGGCCGAGGUUGUAGCUGAGCAACAGAUACCCGGCUGCUGCUGCACAGAAACAGAGAGUGUUGACUGAGCGGAGGCCUCUGACUGCAGCAGUGUUGUUGUGUCAUAGUUCUUUUAUACAAUGGUGUCUGAUGAUUUGAGACAGAUGAACACCUGAGAUGACCUCUGUGUUUGUGCUCAGUAGAUCAUUUUAACCACUGUCACUCAGGAUCUCUCUCCCACAGGUGAACAAACUUUUGAGGUUUGUAGUGAAUCCUGCAGAAGGAUUCUUUUCUUUUCACUUCAGCCACUAACACUCACCAGAGGCAGCAGCUCUGGUUUGAACUCUACAGUGGAACAUUGGAUGAACGUGGCUGGAGCUGCAGAGACUACGGACAGAGGAGAAGUUGUUUUGUUUGACCACAGGAACUGCAGAGUCGCUCACCUACACUGAACAUGAUAAAGGAGAGGGAAAAAAGGGUGAGAACGACUCUGGGUUCUAUGAUGAUGAAGUGUGUCCCAGUUGACCUGGGAGGUCUUCAGUGAAUUUGUGUGAAAUGUUGAUGUAACUUAACAGUAGUUUUAAUCAAUUUAACUCUUUAUUUAUUGCAUUUCAGUAUUCUGCUCUCAGAGCAAAUGUAGCCUGAAUAGAAAUGUGUGAAGUGUUUUUUAAUGUCCAUAUCAGAUCUGCUCUUACUGUCUUUAACCUGCCUUUUUUUUUUACCUCAGGAGCUCAGAUGGUGUGAAUGAUGAAGUAGGUUUUCACUGUCUGCUGUGAGUGAAUGAAGGAGACUCUAAGGUGUUCAUACAGAGAGGACAGUGUGGACAGUGUAAUGAAUGUGUUCAAUGACCAUGAGGACGACUGAUCAGUGAUAGGGAACCACUCAAAGGUGAAAUCUAAUCGUUUUUAACACACAGGAGAUUGUUGUUUUUGUGCAAUUGUUCUUCAAAUAUUCUGAAAAAUACUGUAUUGCAAAUGCAAUGCAACAUGAACUGGUUUCAAGCAAGGUACCACUGUGCAUAUUUCACACAGUAAAAUGAUGUUCUUGUUUGAAGCAUAUACUACUGUUUUCUUCAGUCUGUUCUAGCGGUGGUAUUGACCCGACAAAUUGUUAGGAUCUUGAGACGUUGCUCUGUGCUCCGAUACUAUUUUGUCUUUGCUCUGAAUCGCGUACUCGUAGCCUGUGUCUAAAUCUGACUCGUUAUAAGCAGGUCCCUGGAUGCAGCAGUUCUGAACAGCUUUACUGGAAGAGACUGAAGGUGAACAGAGGUAUGUGGCUCUUGGUACCAACACUGGGUUGAUACGCUUCAUUCACCAGGAGUUAAAUGUGCACAGUGGUGACUUUAAAAAGUGAUUCAUGUUGCAUGUCAUUUGUAAUAAUAUUUUGAGCUGUUACAGUAACUAAUGUGAACUAAAUUCUUGUUUACUAACAGUAAACAACAGGACUGUGUGUUGAAAAACUUUCAGGUUUCUCCUUUAGGAAAAAAAUAAAGGAUAACAAAGGACCAUAGUGAGUAUAGUAUAUGAGAAAAGAAAACGUUUCAAUUUGAAUUUGAAAUAUGUAAAAAAUACAGUACUGUGCAAAAGUCUUAGGACACAAACCAGGACUAUUCAUAACAAUUUUUAUUUUCUUCCUAUUUUCCCACUAUUUUAAUGGUACCAAAUGUCUUCUGAUAGACUGCACUUUAACUCCCCUAGUCCAUUGUUUUGCCUGUCCGUUUUUAAUGUACGGAUUGAGAUUUCUUUGGUUAUUGUGUGGCUCUUAAACAUUUUCACAGUACAGUACAGAGCAUGAUCUUCUCAGUGAUGUAAAGUCCUCCACUGCAGCAGUGUGUGUGAAUUUAGCAUUGGUUAAUGUCACGUAACCAGGAAUCUAAGGUUCUGUUCUCCAGUCAUUUAGAGAUGCACACAUAUAGUUGUAAAGUUGUUUUUUGUGCAGAAUUUUGCAUCACUGAGCUGAAAAGUUUUUGUUGUUUUUUUUUCCCUUCUGUGUAUCAAUUGAAGGUAAGAUUUGAAGUGAAUUAGACUUGGCAGCUGCAAUAUCUGAAGGAGGAAACAUAGACUUGUUGAUUUUUCUGUCUGUUUUUUGUAAUGUGUUGCUGUCAAUUCUCCCCUAUGACUUUUUAAUGCCAUGCACAUGUUUUUAUUUCAAAGCAUUUUAUUUUAAAGCAAUGCACUUUCUCUGUGUGUGUGUGUGUGUGUGUGCGUGUGUGUACGUGUGUAUAUGAAGCAAUAAAUGUCCACUAAUAAAAGUCAUUUACAAUUCUUCUGGACACGUGAUCCUCUGUUGAGCUUGAACUCACGUUUGAGGACAAUGUAUCGGUGUUUACAGCUGUACCUUUAAGCUGUUUAUCCACUAGGUGGAGCCAGACACGUAACAUUCUGCUUCGU
Molecule: messenger RNA, 5348 nt
Organism: Cynoglossus semilaevis (tongue sole)
Lineage: Eukaryota; Metazoa; Chordata; Actinopteri; Pleuronectiformes; Cynoglossidae
Product: ral guanine nucleotide dissociation stimulator-like 1
Exons: 18
Coding region: 462-2891 (809 amino acids)
Biological process (GO): Ras protein signal transduction
Cellular component (GO): plasma membrane
Molecular function (GO): guanyl-nucleotide exchange factor activity
Source: RefSeq, a predicted model, not a curated record